AUAGAAACCCACGGAAGCUCAGAACCGAGUUGCCAUGGCGCAAGCGCAUUGGGUCGCUCCCAUGAAAUUAGCCGAGCCAGUGGUGUGGAAAGAUCUUUAGCCUCAUGCGACGGGUGUACCCUCAAGUGCUACAAUCAGAGCAAACAGUACAGGAGCUUCGCUCUGAAAUUGAAGAAGUAGAAGUGCAGGCUCAGGAGAGCCACACCGAACUGAAUGAACGUACACGGGAGAUUCAAGACUUGAGGAGCUCAUUGGGUUCCGUGGAGCGUCGCAAAGCUGUUCGAAAGGAUGCCAUCUCUAUUUCCAGAGCGAAGAGUCGCAGAUUUGAAGAAGAAAUGGAAGCAACUCGCUUGGACCAAGAUCGCCUCUCAGAGCAGCUCCAGAGCUAUCUCCAUGAAAACGUCGUUGAUGAAAACUUGUUGGCAAGAGCUGCUGAAGAGAGACGUCAUGUGCUGGAGGAGACCAAACGCAAUGAGCUUGUCGUUCAGAAGAGCAUGCAACGAUCGGGAGGGAUACAGCUGCAGUGCUUGGGGACGAAUGCAGAUCUUGAAAAGGUUGAUCUGGAGAAUGACAGCCUGGAGGAUGAGUUGUCCGGAGCAGAAUUUCAUAGCUCAAGGCAGCGCCUCUACCUUGCAAUGGAAGAGACUGAAGCAUCGACUCAGUUUCACAAUACCUGCGAGGCGAAGGCCGCAAAUGUUCAAAGCCAUAGACAAGUGGACAAUUUAGAAGAAACCCGGCACUCGCUGGAAAAGCGCUUGCGGGAGCUGGUGGAUGCAAUGCAUGAAGGAGACUCGUUGGCGGUAGAGCUGGCUAAGGCUGGAGAACAUGGCACAUCUUUGCAGUUCUAUUUGAGUGAGAUGUACAACAUGGUGCGCGAGAGAGGUGAAGUCUUAGAGGGAGUUUGCAGUUCUCAUGCAGAACUGAGACAAACUCUAGAAGAGUCUGAGCAACAGGCAUGCUUGGCGCAAGAGGAAGCAAAGCAGCUCUCAUCCGACAGAGAUGUGGCACAUGCAAGAUGCCAGGAGGAGCAAACGGAGUUUGCAACUGCGGAAGCGAAGAUGUUUCAUGCGGAAAGCCAGCUUGAAAGUGAGCAUGCUGAAGCAGACACACACUUACAACAUGCCAAAGGACAACGCGCCACUGCCUCUGAACGAGUUGACCGAAUGACGGAGAACACGAACAAUCUGAAGGGUCAAUUGCAAAGUCUCCAGGACGAGACCAAGCAUUUGCAAAGCAGAAUUGCCUUCUUUGAAUCAGACACUAGCGACUUGAAAGCACAGAAUGAGAAUCUAGAACAAACCAUUGAAGAAACCAAGAAGAAAAUGAAUUGUGUCAUCUCGUAAGCCUGGUCAUUUGCUCGUCAUCAUGUUGACUAUGCUCAUGAGCGGCACGGUGCAAUGUAUAGUAUAGUGCAAUGGUGUUUUUUGGCUUUUCUAUGCUAACUGGCUAGUCUUUAAGUCUUUCAGGCUAAGCGCCUGAAAGCAGCCAGCGAAGAAGCUGAGCUGUGAUGCAAAUAGUGACAUGCUGGUGCUUGUGACUGGCACGGCAGAGCCGUCAUGGAAUCACGUGGCAGUUUGCUGGUGCUGGCUUUGCAAACAAGCCCAUGGCAGUUGAGAAAGGACCUCCCGCGAAAACCGCGGGCAAAGAUUGUGCUGUGAGAUCAAAUUGCAGUCGGCCCCUCUGGAGAGCAGAUGUUUGCCACACUGUGGAAUUGUGUGGAUGCAGCAUGUGCUCGGUUGUCUCGCCGCCAAUCUCGGAAUCUCGGCAGC
Messenger RNA from Durusdinium trenchii, 1769 nucleotides. The record is from the annotation of a GenBank genome assembly. NCBI's taxonomy places the organism in Eukaryota, Dinophyceae, Suessiales, Symbiodiniaceae.